AACCCUCCCCACAUAAGAAGGACAGCUAACCUUUCCAGAAGCAAGGGUUUUAGGAGCUGGAAUCACAUCAGGUUGGCCAAGCCACAGCGAGAGAUACAUAGAGAGAGAGAGAGACGGACAAACAGAGAGGGAGAGAAAGGUGAGUAUAGUUUCCCCUGAGCCCGUGUUCUAAAUAUGGUGGAGACAGCAAGAUCGCUCCCCAUAGCUGUAAAUUCUCACCCCGUGGUCAGGAUAUUGUUGGGUUGUAUUUUUAUUACUGCAGCAUUGUCUUGGAGAUAAAAUAAAGGAAGAAUGAGGAUGAGGAACAAACACCGGAAAUCAUCUGCUUUCCAUUGCAAUGCAGGAAGCAGAUGCUCCGUAUCGUUAAUUGUGUGGAGCUUGGUGGGAUGCAUCCUCAUGAUUCAUUUCUAUUCCCUGAUCCAUCACAAGGAUAACGAAAAGAUCCAUAUUGGUUCGAGCCAUUUGUCUGUCACCAGAGAAUUGGAAGAGGUUGAGGAGGAGAAUUUAUAUUUUCCACGCCCUAGAGGAAAGCGGUCGCCGCAUGCACCGAAACGAAGGGGACCACGAAAGCCGCCUUCGGUGGUUGAUGAAUUCUUAGAUGAAUCUUCUGAAGUGCAUGCCCUUUUCUUUCCUAAUCGAAAGAGCACAGUAGACCCAAAUAAGAAAGGGAAUGACAGCAUGUAUUACUACCCAGGUAGACUGUGGUUGGACACCGAGGGAAAUCCUAUUCAAGCACAUGGAGGAGGAAUUUUAUUUGAUGAGAGGACAGAGACCUACUAUUGGUAUGGAGAGAACAAAGAUGGCCCAACUUACCAGGCACAUAGGAGAGGAGCUGCACGGGUUGACAUCAUUGGAGUUAGUUGCUACUCCUCGAAGGAUUUGUGGGAAUGGACGAAUGAGGGUAUUGUGCUCUCAGGAGAAGAAACCAAUGCCUCCCAUGACCUCCACGUGUCCAAUGUGCUUGAGAGACCCAAAGUGAUAUACAAUGAUGUGAGUGGUCAAUAUGUCAUGUGGAUGCACAUAGAUGAUGCUAACUACACCAAAGCUUCAGUGGGUGUCGCUGUCAGUGACUCCCCAACAGGACCUUUCACAUACCUUUAUAGCUUCCGCCCACAUGGUUUUGAGAGUAGGGACAUGACCAUCUUCAAAGAUGAUGACGGCAAGGCCUAUCUGAUCUACUCUUCUGAGGACAACAGCGAGCUCCAUGUUGGUCCAUUAACUGAUGAUUACCUCAAUGUCACAACAGUGAUGAGGAGGAUUCUGGUGGGACAACAUAGGGAAGCUCCUGCCCUGUUCAGGUACCAAGGAACCUACUACAUGGUCACUUCCGGUUGUACUGGGUGGGCUCCAAACAGAGCACUGGCUCAUGCAGCAGAGUCAAUCAUGGGCCCUUGGGAAACAAUGGGAAAUCCUUGCAUUGGAGGGAACAAGAUUUUCAGGUCGACCACAUUCUUUGCUCAAAGCACAUUUGUAGUCCCGGUGCCAGGGUUGCCUGGUUCAUUCAUCUUCAUGGCAGAUCGGUGGAAUCCAUCGGAGCUGAGGGAUUCCAGGUAUGUGUGGCUGCCUUUAACCAUUGGGGGAGUGGCUGAUGAGCCUCUAGAGUACAAUUUUGGGUUCCCAUUGUGGUCCAGAGUGUCCAUUUAUUGGCACAGAAGAUGGAGGCUCCCAGAAGGGUGGAGAACUGCAUAAAUCUGGAGUCUUUAUAGUUCUUUCAAAUGAUACCGUCUAGAUCAUUCAGUUUCUAUUGAUAGUGUGAAUAUAUUUUCCCAAUAUGUGCAGUUUUUGGUGAUUACUCUCUUCUUUGGAAGAUUUGAUCCUCCUCUCAAAGGCGACUGUUGUAAUGUAUGUUAUGCUGUUGUGGGAUAACUAAUCCAACUUCAUGUUACUUUCUAUCAAUAAGAUAGGGAGGGAAUGCUUGGAAGGUUAAAUUAUCAUGCAAAUCUUUAAAGCAAUUUAUUUUUUAUGGAGUUCUUGGGCA
Molecule: messenger RNA, 1978 nt
Organism: Phoenix dactylifera (date palm)
Lineage: Eukaryota; Viridiplantae; Streptophyta; Magnoliopsida; Arecales; Arecaceae
Product: beta-D-galactofuranosidase xynD-like
Biological process (GO): carbohydrate metabolic process
Molecular function (GO): hydrolase activity, hydrolyzing O-glycosyl compounds
Source: RefSeq, a predicted model, not a curated record